ACGGACACAUCACUCCACCACCCAAGUCAAGCAUUCAACAGCUCAUUUCUGCGGCUUCCCAUUGAUCUUCACUCUUUUGUUUGCUGUGCGACAUUACUCACUUUUUCGUGCUGCACUACCAUCAGCGCAUACUGCAGGCAGUCAAUUGCGCGUUUGUCUUCAGCUUUCUUCCUUUCGUUGGACUCUCUUCGUCUUCUCUUGUGUUCAACACAGUCAAAGAUUGCUCUCGUUUUCAAUCGCACUGUUAAAACAUCCUCAGCUUUCUUCACUUCAACCAACUAUCUACGGCAGCAGUGACACCAAUCGUACCUGCCCUGAUCAACCACCUCAUUAGCCACAACACAAUCUCAUCUAUCAACAAUGUUCCGUCUCAAGAGUUUGGACGCCACUCCUGCAGCCAUCAUCAACCCUGCGCUCAAGCCGAACCCUAUACCAGGCAUGCCGCUCGUCGAAUGUAGCCUUGCCGAAUUUAUUGCCGGUCAGCCUAAAGGCUUCACUCAUGUCGCCGUCUCCGCAGCUGUCUUCCACGACGAUCGUCUUCUCUUGGUUCAGCGUGCCGAGAGCGACAGCUAUCCUGGCCAUUGGGAGCUGCCUGGCGGAUCUGCCGAUCCCAGCGACAAGUCCAUCAGCGAGUCGGUUGCACGCGAGUUGUUCGAAGAGACUGGUCUCAGAAUGAAGCGCAUCCUCACCGAAAUCCUCCCUCCUACCACCUUCUCCACUGGAUGGGGCAAGCGUCAGAAGACAUGGCUCAAGGUCAACUUUGUGGUCGAAGUCACUGCAGAGGACAAGGCACGAGUCGAACACGAGGUCGAGAUGCAAGGAUCUGGAUCGGGUCAGGAGCUCGUGCGCAAGGAUAGUGUCAUUGCCGUCGAUCCUCCCGCCAUCAAGCUUCAUGACAAGGAACAUCAGAAGUACCAGUGGAUCUCGGCUGAGGAGGUCAUCAAGAACAGAGUCGCUAUGCCGGGUGAAGGUGCAAUGGAGUUCAUCUCGAUGGACAGUGUGUCAGUCAUGCUUGAGGCAUUCCGCUUGAACAAGCACAUCCAGAAGGCGCAGGCUAUUGAAGCACUGCAGGAGGCCGGAACUGAGGACAGCAAGGCUUAAAUGUCAUGAUGCAGGACGAGAAGACAUGGCGGCUGCUAAUUAAAGACGACGGAAGACCGCGAGAUUUGGCAGAUCUUGGUUUCGAUGCAUGCAAAAAGGAACAGAGAUAGAAGGAUGGCUUACAGGUCUGGGCAGGGUUUUAUUUCGAGGAUACCCAUCUGCAGAGGGAAUGCGAAAACGAAGCUCAUGUAUCUCACGAAUCAAGGCAAUCGUCAGCUUGGCAACACGAGCACAAGCAUA
Molecule: messenger RNA, 1341 nt
Organism: Aureobasidium pullulans EXF-150
Lineage: Eukaryota; Fungi; Ascomycota; Dothideomycetes; Dothideales; Saccotheciaceae
Exons: 1
Coding region: 361-1101 (246 amino acids)
Source: RefSeq, a predicted model, not a curated record